GGCUGCGCGCGCGCAUGCCGCCGCCGGCGGCUCCGGAGGGGGCCCCGGGACCGGGACGAGCGGCGCGGCCUGUCCAUAACCUCACCCCUUCUGUAACCCUCCCGCUUUAACCAGCCCCCCGCUUCCUUACCGGGAAGCUCGGAAGGGCCACCCCCACCCCCGCCCCUCUUCCAUUUUCCUCCCCAUCCCCCGCCGUCCCGGCGGCUCCGCCCCCCUUCCCGCUCCACCCCCCCCAUUCGGGUGGGGGUGUCCGGUUGUGUCCAGCCGUAGCAGAGGCCGUUGAGGUGCCGUGGUGCGUUUUAAAGUUUGGCUUGGAACUUCCCCCGUCUUCAGCGCCGUCCCGUGUUGGUUGGAGGGACGAAGCGGUGCUGCCGUUCCGGAGAGCUCUGAGCAGUGCUGCUGAAGCAAUUGCGUUCCCCUCCUCUCUAAUGUCCUCUUGGUGACCAGGAUCUUGUUUUCACUAUGAGCAGUGAGUUGUCUUGUACGAGUUGGCUCCAGCAGAAAAUGCACAUUAUGAGCCUGUUCCCCGCUCGGAUUUCUGCGGCUGGGCUGAACGUGUAAGCACAGCUAUGGCAACCAGGGUGGAGAUCAGUUCGCCUUUGGCGUCGCUGGCGGCGGUGCCUGACCUGAAGGAGCUGCGGGGCGAGGAGAAGGCGCAGCGGGUGUACGUCAGUGUGCUUUCGGACGCCGCUAGCAAGGCGAAGGAGGCUUCGGCAGCUCUGGCUCUGGAGGGGAGCGGCAGCAAGUUUGGCAGCGCUUUGAGAUCUGCAGCCAUGCCCUCGCUAGGCUCCAGGCCGAGGCUUUUCCCCAAGCCUUUCUCUAAAGAGAAGCCUUCAGAUGCUUUUGCCAACGUCAAGCCCCCGGUCCCGGCUGUCAGGUCAAGUAGCCUCCUUCGGAAGGGCCCCGAAGAGACUUCCCCUGGCAAGGCGCUAAGCGGCAGCGUUCCUCCGCUGCUCGACCAGAAAGCCAUGGAAAGCGAGAGCAAGGCUGGCGGGGAAGUGGUCACCAAUGUGACCUUCUACACCGGUCCCACCGCCAACACUGUCAUCCUCUUCGAGGCAGCGGGCACGGAGCAGUCGCAGGUCAGCCUGGCCCAAGGGAAAAGGGCUGCUGAGGAGUGCAGGGUGUUCAGUUCUGUGCACACCAAGGAGCUUCAGUGCACCUCGAGGCUGGAGAAAGCGCCCGAGACCCCCAGGAAUCCUGAAGGGUCUCUUCACAGGCAGGUAUCGUUUUGCUCCAGCCUUUGGCCGGUCACUUGGAACUCCCUCAAAAGCGGGGACAAGAAAGAGGCUCACGAGGUUCACCCUGGGGAGAACAGCAGCAACAGCAAGGCUGAGCUCUCUCUUGAUGUGCAGCAAAGGCCAAAGCACAGACCAGUUUCUGCCAUCUUUCUGGAAUCCUUACGAGACCAAAAGCACCGCACCCUGGAGGCUUCCGAGGAAAAGUCUCCUGCAGACAAAUCCUGGCCUAGAAAACCAAGACCUCUGUCCAUGGACCUGACAGCCAAGUUUGAACAGAAAGAUCCUCCUGCCUGCAAGAAGCCUUCCUCCCCUCACGAGAGCAAGGAGAACCUCUCAGUCGUUUCUUUGACUGAUGUGGGCUGUCAGGAUCAGUCUGAAACGGGGCCAAAAAGUGAUGAAAUGGAACUUGCUAAGAGUGGUUCUUGUAGAACCAGCUUGAAGUGCAGCAGCCAGGAUGUUGGCAUCCUAAAUAAUGCAAAAUACACGUGGGAAACGAAGCUGAAAGCUAAAAGUGAGCCAAGUGAGCCAAAACCAGAAGCAACGCUGGGGGCUGAAAGAAGCCAGGAGAGCACUGCCCUGCAGCUUCCUCAGAAAAAGAGAGUAGCAUCCUGA
This is a messenger RNA of Pogoniulus pusillus (Red-fronted tinkerbird), 1853 nucleotides long. RefSeq lists its product as uncharacterized. The record is from RefSeq and is a predicted model, not a curated record. Bases 570 to 1853 code for a protein of 427 amino acids. The transcript is spliced from 4 exons. Lineage: Eukaryota; Metazoa; Chordata; Aves; Piciformes; Lybiidae.